Schistosoma mattheei is the source of this 4597-nucleotide messenger RNA. The record is from the annotation of a GenBank genome assembly. Lineage: Eukaryota; Metazoa; Platyhelminthes; Trematoda; Strigeidida; Schistosomatidae.
UUUUAUUAGAAAUCAAUUAUAUGAUACACUAUUUAUAUUUAUUGAUUUUAUUAACAGAAAUUGAUUGUAAAAUACAAAUCGAUUCCAAUUUGACCAUUGGUGAUAAUAAUAAUAAUCAUGAUAUAUCCUCUAAUCAAUUAACUAAAUCAAUAAGAUAUGGAAUGAAUACAAUCAAUAAAUAUUCUAUACAUGAUCUAGUUAAUAAUGAUCAAAUUAAUCAUAAUGAUCCUAUUACAUCAUCAACAUCAUCAUCAUCAACGAUGACAACAACAACAAUUCAAUUAGCAUUUAUUGUUAUUGAAGAAGUGAAAAUAGGUAGUUUAAUAGGCAAUUUAUUAGAUAAAUUACAAUUACAAAAUUCUAAUUGGUUACUAACUAAUUCAUUAAUAAGUAAUAUUCAUAAUCAAAAUAAAAAUAAUCCAUUUGUAAAUUUAAAACCAAUUCCAUAUAUUAAUUUAAAUCAAACUACUGGUGAUUUAAUAGUACGUACACGUAUUGAUCGUGAAACAUUAUGUGAUACAGCAGGAACAUGUUGUCAUACUGAAAGGCAAAUUGAUUAUCAUCUAUGGUCAACUAAUAAUCAUAAUAAUAAUAAUAAACUACAAAUUAUGAAUGAUGAUAAAUUAACUGGACAAUUAUCAAUGAUUACACCAGAUUGUGCAUUACGUAUGCUUGUAUUAUUUCAUACGGAUAGUGAACAAUUUUUAGAGAUUAUUAUUUAUAUAUUAGAUAUUAAUGAUAAUACACCAAGAUGGAUACAAUCUGUAAUUGAAUUAGAAAUUCCAGAACAUACAGCAAUUGGAACAGGUUAUCAAUUGCCAGAAGCGAUAGAUCCUGAUCAAGGACCUAUGCAUACAGUUGUAGCUUAUGAAUUAGAAAAUAAACCAUUGAAAGAAAAUAUUGAUCAAACUAGUAAAGAUUAUUAUUCAAAUUCAUUAAAUAGAGAGAUGCAAGAUAAACAACCAUUCAGUUUAGAUGUACGUGCAUUAGAUAAUUCAAAUUCUAAGACACAAAAAUUUUCAUUAAUACUUCGUAUUGAAGAAGAUUUAGAUCGUGAAACACGUCCUACAUAUGAACUUAUUUUAUAUGCAAUUGAUGGUGGUGAAACGGUUCAAAGUCAUUCUGAGAGACAUUACACUCCAAUUGGUACUUAUUCACUUCCAAAUGUAUCGAAUAGGCAUACAGGAUCAGUGCUGAUACGUGUACUGCUGAUUGAUAAGAAUGACAAUGCACCGAUAUUUAGGAAUCCUGACCAAGUUGUCGUUAUUCCAGAAAAUACAAAACCCGGUACAGUUAUAUAUCAAGCAUCAGCUAAUGACUUGGAUUCUGCUGAUCAUAAUUCUUUAGUAUAUAAAAUUGGACCAUCGGCUAGUGCGGAAGUGUUGAGAUGUUUUCGACUGAAUUCAGAAACUGGAGAAUUAAUUCUUAUCAUGCCACUAAGCUAUCAGAAUGCCAGUGUACUUUCUUUGGAUAGCAUUAAUACAGUUACAAACGUGAAUAAUAGAGUGGAUACAGCUUCACCUAUACCAUUAAUUGGUCAUCGCAUACCAAUUCAAGUUAGCGAUCAAAUACAUAUCACAGAAAUGACUUUGAUUGUUAGUAUUCGAAAAAUCAAUAUGAAUCCUCCAUCAAUUCAUGUAGCAUCACAUCUACGCUUAUCUUCAAGAGGCAAUCAAAUAUGGAUUGCUGAAGAUGCUCAAGUAGGCUCACUUGUUGCCAUGAUUAAUGUAAUCGAUUCCGAUGAUAUUGUACCACAAAGUAGAUCAAAUCAACUUAUGAGUAGAGAAGCAAAAUCCGAAUGUCGUAGUAAACAUGAUUCGUUUGAGGUUUUACCACUUCACACAGUGACGAAUACAGAUUUUAAAUUAGUACUAAGAAAAUCAUUAGAUAGGGAGACUAAAUCAUCUCACAGUGUAAAAAUUGAAUGUUGGGAUUCUGGUGAACCUCCAUUAACAGCUGAAACCAGUAUCUUAAUACAAGUAGAUGAUAUAAAUGACUCACCACCAGUGUUUGAUCGUCAAUUUUACUUUUCUAAAAUUAAAGAAGGUCUUGAUCCUUCUACACCAAUAAUACAAGUUCGAGCUACUGAUGCAGAUUUAGGGAAAAACGCUGAAAUUAUCUAUCGAUUAGUUUCACAAGAAUAUACACUAGCAACUGCAUUACCAGAUACUAUGUGUUCUUCAAUCAAUUCCCUUCAUAUUGAAAAGAAUCUUAUAUCGAUCAAUGAGAAUACAGGCGAAUUAAUUAGUCAAAUUGCAUUAGAUCGUGAAAGUAUUGCAUUGAUCAAUUGUACAGUGGAAGCAAUUAAUAAAAAUCAGUUAUAUUUAACUGAAGAUGAUAAAGUUAAUUCAAUGUAUAAAACUUCUACCCAAAUCAUUAUUACAAUAGAUGAUUUAAAUGAUUGUAAACCAAUGUUUAAUGAAUCAUCAUAUGAAUUUACUGUAGUUGAAGGUCAAAAACCACAUUAUCAAAUAGGUCGAGUGUAUGCAGUUGAUUGUGAUGCAGAAUUAUCCAAUCGUAUGAUAAGAUAUAGUAUGCGACCAUCACCUGGUACAGUAGGUCAAAUGGUAAAACUUUAUGUUUAUAUCAGUUUUGAAGGUAUCAUCUAUACACAUCAAACAACAGAUCGUGAACAAACUCCUGUAUUAACUUUUGAAGUUAUAGCUACUGAUACCGGGAAUCCUCCACUUUCCGCUGUAUCAAAUGUUCUUAUUCGAAUUUUAGAUACUAAUGAUAAUUCACCUGUAUGGAUAUUUCCAAAACAAUUUGGUGCUAAUAGUGUUAUAAAUAUUUCACAAUAUUCAACUGUCGGUUUAUUGAUUGCUCAAUUGAAAGCGAUUGAUAUUGAUGAAGGUUUAAAUGGAGAAAUUAGUUAUUCAAUUGUACAUGGAAAUGAUGAUGGAUUAUUUGAAGUGGAUCCAAUGAGUGGUGCAUUAUAUUUAGUACGUUCAUUGCAUCAUUUAUUACAACCAAUGAAUUUGAAAUCACUAACAAAAGAAGAAUUAAACAAUACUAUAUUAUUUCAAACUGGAGAUAUCAUUAAUAAUCUAGGAAAAAUUCAUGAACAAGUUCAUAGUUAUAGACUUUUAUUAAAAGCACAAGAUCGUGGAACACCUCCACGACAUAAUACAACAGUUCUAUAUAUAGCUAUACUUCCUUUACAAUUUGAUAAACAAUCACAAACUGAUCGUGUUUCCAUGGAAUCCAUAUAUCAUCAUUCUGAAUUAAAACGUCAAUCGGAUUCAAAUUUUCGUGAUUUCAAAAGAAUGGAUCGUGAUUUAAUUAUUAUGAUUGUAUUAAUUGCAUUAACAUUAAUUAUUUCAAUGAUUUUAAUUGUGACAAUAUUUUUAAUUCGAUGUAAAAAUCUAUUAUGUAUUACACCGUUUCGUAGAUCAAAUCAUAAUCAAACUCGUAAUCUUUGUAGUACUACUACUACUAAUAAUAAUAGUAAUAGUAGUAAUAAUACGAAUAAUCCAAUCACAAUAGAUAAUCAUACAAUUCAAUCAAAUAACAGAAAUGGUUGCGAAUUUAUUCGUGAUCACUGGUGGAAUAGAUCAUGGAAUACAAAAACUUUACCAAAAGAAUAUUGUAUAAAUAAGUCAAGUGAUUUAUUGUCUACCUCUAGUCAAGAUAUGUACAGAACUAGUACACUUGAACAUUGUCCAGAAUUCAAUUUACUUCGUUGUGUACAAAAUACAACAUCGAAUUCACCAUGUGAUCAUAUUUUAUUAAAAGAUUCCACUUAUAGAACAUUAAAUCCAGAUACAUUUAAAUAUAAUAAUAGUUCACAACCGUGUCAUUCAUUAUGUUCAUUUAAUACAAGUACAAAUACUAACCCUAUUAGUAAUAAUAAUAAUAAUAAUAAUAAUAAUAAAUAUAAUACAAUAUCCGAUAUUCAUAAUCCAUUAACUAAUGACUUGAUUAUUGAUAUGAAUUCAUCAAUAAUGAAUGAUAAUCCCUAUACUUUAUUAAAAACAUCGGAUAUUAAACAUUUUAAUAAUAAAGAAUUAAUUUAUCAACCAUUAUAUACUAAUUCAUUAAAACAAUAUUGUAUAACACCAAUUCUAUAUAAACAUGAUAAUAUAGAAGAAAAUAAAAAAUAAAGAAAAAACAAAGAAAAAAUAGAGAAAAAUAAAAAAUAAAGAAAAAAUUUUAAAAAAUAGAGAAAAAAUUGAAAGAAAACUUAUUAAUUCAAAAUGAAUAAUUCAAAAACAUUUUUAAUUGUAUCACAAUUUUAAUGAAUAUUGAAUGGAAAAGAAAAAAAGAAAAAAAUAGAAACAAUCAGGAUUAUCAUAUAUUAAAACAAAUAGUCAACAACAACAACAACAACAAAAACAACAACGAGAAAAACAAAAAACAAAAACAAGAAAAACAACCACAAAAAUAGCAAAAACGACAACAACAAGAAAAACAACAUGAACAAAAACAAACAACAACAAGAGGAAAAACAACAAAAACAGAAACAGCAAAAAACAACAAAAGAAAGAAAGAAAACUAAUAUUCUUGUGUAUAUGAAUUUCAAGUUCUUUUGUAACAUGAAAAAUAAUGUAGUUUUAUUAAAUGUAUAUGAAAUGGAUAUAUUAUAAUGACGAUGAAU